Amphimedon queenslandica is the source of this 1431-nucleotide messenger RNA. RefSeq names its product heat shock 70 kDa protein 12A-like. The record is from RefSeq and is a predicted model, not a curated record. The coding region runs from base 11 to 1336 and encodes 441 amino acids. Lineage: Eukaryota; Metazoa; Porifera; Demospongiae; Haplosclerida; Niphatidae. The transcript is spliced from 2 exons.
AGCAAGAAGAAUGAUGAGAGAAGCUGUUUAUAUGGCUGGUCUGACUUCUGAUGGUCCUGGUAUAACAAAGUUCACUCCAGUUGGUUCACCUGCUUUACCACGUCCAGAGGAAGUUAAUCCUGAGAAGCUAUCAUUGGCUCUAGAACCAGAAGUAGCUGCUAUAUAUGCACAGCAUCAGUCAGAAGUAUCAGGAACACCUCCACAGAGAUAUAUGGUAGUUGAUAUAGGAGGAGGUACAGUUGAUAUUACUGUACAUGAUAAGAGUAAUGGGAAAGUUAGUGUAGUACUACCACCAAUGGGAAACACCUGUGGAGGAACAACAAUCAACGAGGCAUUGUCAAUGUUACUGGGAAAAGCAGUAGGUGAUGGAGACUUCCAAUCUUUUAUAGAAUCCAACCCCAUCAGCGCCAGAGCUACGCUAAACAAGUUUUUUUAUGAAGAGUUUGAAGAGCGAAAAAAAAGGUUUGGAGAUGCAAUAGAGUGUACCAAUGAAAUAGCAUUAUCAUUACCAAGAACUUUUAUGAAGCACUAUGGUAGUGGUAAGCUACAUGAAGCAAGCAAGCUGAACAUGUGCUAUGAUCCAGGAGAUGAUUCCUUAAGCAUAGGAUACGAUUUACUAGAAGAGAAGAUAUUCAAAUCCACAGUUGAUAAGAUCAUAGAGUGCGUGAGAGCAGCAUUUGAUGAGCUAACAGAUCAUAUUGAUACAGUGUAUCUAGUAGGAGGAUUUGGAGGGUGUAAAUUUGUUAGACAAAAGAUAGAAGAAGCCAUUGCUCAGCAUUGCGGUAUACUUUUUGAUAAUAUAGUGUGUCCUAAACAACCAGAUCUUGCUGUUGUAUCAGGGGCAGUAAUGUGGAGGAAAGAUCCUACCAUAAUCCAAUCACGUGUAGCUGAUGCUACUUAUGGGAUAGAAUGUGGGCCUGUAUUUGACCCAUCAAGACAUGAUGAAUAUUACAAGUUCCUGGAUGUAGAAGAUGGUGUACAAUGUUGUCGCAAUGUCUUUGAGGUAUUUGUGCUUAAAGGAGAAGUAAUAAAGAAUGAAGUAUAUAAAACCACAAUUAUACCUCUUUAUCAAAAUACAACAAAAGAAUGUAUUCCUAUCUACUCCACAGCAGAUGAUAGUGUUUCGUAUACAAGAGAUAAAGAAGACAAACUAAUUGUACGUGAGAUUGGUGAGUUAAUUCUUGAAAUUCCUAAUCCUGAUAAUAUACCAAGAAAUAAGAGACAAAUUGAUGUGUUUAUGGAUUUCAGUGGUACAGAGAUACAAGCAAGAGCUCAGUAUAGCCUUACUGGAAAAGAAGUAAAAACAGUUUGUGACUUUUUAACAAACCAAAACUAGAACACAUUAAAGUAUGAAAUUUAGUUAGCUAGGACUAUUUUCUUAAAUACACAAAUUAGUUUUUUGUUCUUUGUAUAACAAUUUCACAAUCAAAA